This is a messenger RNA of Carya illinoinensis, 450 nucleotides long. Its product is annotated as auxin-induced protein 15A-like. Gene Ontology annotation, biological process: response to auxin. The transcript has a single exon. Lineage: Eukaryota; Viridiplantae; Streptophyta; Magnoliopsida; Fagales; Juglandaceae. Bases 60 to 380 code for a protein of 106 amino acids. The record is from RefSeq and is a predicted model, not a curated record.
UUGAGCCAAAAGUCUCAGCAAUUCUUUGUCUCUAGCUAGACUCAUCGUUGUGGGAGAAAAUGGGUAUUCGCCUGGCGGAGAUACUGGUUCUUCGUGCUAAGCAAAUUAUUCAAUUGCGGUCUCAGUCUAAGCAGCGUCAAUUUUCAUCGGACAAUUAUACUGUUGAUGUUCCAAAAGGCCAUUUUGCAAUUUAUGUUGGAGAGGAAGAGGAGAAGAAGAAGCGCUUCGUAGUUCCAAUAUUCUACUUGAAGCAUCCUCUAUUCCAAGACCUGCUUAGUAAAGCUGCGGAAGAGUUUGGGUUUGAUCAUCAAAUGGGAGGCCUCACUAUUCCAUGUGCUGUGGAGGACUUCAUCAAUCUCACUUCUAGUUUAAAUAGCUAGCUCGAGGAUCUAAUAUUGUAAUUUUGGGCUCUUUCUUUUUUUUUUUUUUCAAUUUUAAUUUGCUAGACAU